AUGACGAUUUUCGGACAAAACAAGCCAAUCCCUCAAUUUUCUGCUAAUAGGUUGAGGCGUUGGGCUGUGAUUCUAUCGAAUUACCAAUACGAAGUCGAAUACGUCAAAUCGGAGAAUAAUACGGCGGACGCAUUAUCUAGAUUAUCGGAAUCCGAAUCCGAUAGUUUAAGUAACAACGAUGAUGUCGAAUUCCCAUAUUGUAAUUUUUUAAGAAAUAGUGAAGAAAUGCCUAUAAACCUAGAUGAAGUUGAAAAGGAAACUGCCGAUGAUAAAGGGUUGAGUCAGGUCAUUGAAUUUAUGAAGAUGGGGUGGCCAAAGUACGUUAGUAACGAUAUGAUCAAACCAUAUUUUUCCGGACGUUCAGAAUUUGCAGUGUCUAAUAAAUGUUUAUUCUGGAAUCAUCGCAUAGUUGUUCCAGUAAAGUUACGACAUAUUUUUCUCAGAACAUUGCAUAUGACGCAUUUUGGUAUUGUUAAAUCAAAAAAUAUUGCAAGGGCACAUUUUUGGUGGCCAAAUCUUGAUAAGGAUAUAGAAAAUUAUGUUAAGCGGUGCGAAAGUUGCAGAAAGAAUUUAUCUAAUCCCGCUAAGGUUCCGUUGGCAACCUGGUCGUGGCCAGGUGAAGUUUGGGAAAGGCUACAUAUUGAUUAUUAUGGACCUUUCUCCAGGAAGUAUUAUCUGAUCAUAUUAGAUGCGCAUUCGAAAUGGGUCGAAGUUUUUGAAACUUCAACGACAUGUUCGGAAGCGACGAUUAAGAUGCUUAGGAGUUGUUUUGCCAGAUUUGGUUUACCAAAAACGGUAGUCUCAGACAACGCUACUUAUAUUACACACUCUGUUAUUGGGUUUCCUGUUGAGGUUCCCUGUUCAAAUAAAUAA
Messenger RNA from Harmonia axyridis, 873 nucleotides. RefSeq lists its product as uncharacterized. The coding region runs from base 1 to 873 and encodes 290 amino acids. Lineage: Eukaryota; Metazoa; Arthropoda; Insecta; Coleoptera; Coccinellidae. The record is from RefSeq and is a predicted model, not a curated record. The transcript has a single exon. Gene Ontology annotation, biological process: DNA integration. Gene Ontology annotation, molecular function: nucleic acid binding.